Messenger RNA from Nematostella vectensis (starlet sea anemone), 2553 nucleotides. Its product is annotated as nuclear factor NF-kappa-B p100 subunit. The transcript has 6 exons. The record is from RefSeq and is a predicted model, not a curated record. The coding region runs from base 336 to 1928 and encodes 530 amino acids. NCBI's taxonomy places the organism in Eukaryota, Metazoa, Cnidaria, Anthozoa, Actiniaria, Edwardsiidae. Gene Ontology annotation, molecular function: protein binding.
GAAAUCUGAUUGGCUAUUGAUGAGGCUCCCUUACAAAACGACACAGCCAAGCACAAGAGAAUGUCUGUUCUCUUUAGUGAAUAUUGGAGAUUUAUGAUCAUAUUCAUAGCCUAUGUUAACGUUUGAACGCAGUUCACAUAUAGAAGCAUUUAAGCUCUACUAGACAUCGUGGCUUUGAUUCCACAAGCUUUGAAACUGGGUCUAUUAUGUAAUGAUGGUCGCUGUGUGCCGAGGGACGAAAGCAUUUGGAUGUAGAAUAAGCUAAACUUUCUGCAGUUUAGAUAUGAGGUUUGUAUUUUCGGUAUCAGAUACUAGGUCUGGAAGCUUGUUUUAUCAUGGUAAGACCUAAACGACUAUCCAAAAGGAAGCCAACACGCUAUGGAUAUUCUACUCCGCUAGCCAAGUCAAAUAUUACUCGAGCCGAAACUAGUGACGGUGCAUCAAAAUCAACAUCUGAAGAACGCAAGCUUACAAAGGUGGGAAAUGCUUUGAAAGGAAAACCUCGUAAGCGGAAAAUUUCAUCCGAGGAAGGAAGCCCAGGACCCCCUCUUAGUGGAAGGGGUGAAGAAAGAGAAUUCAAAACCACAGGCCCCCCGGUAACAACCGAUUGUCAAACAAUCGACCUGAAUAAGCCGAACAAGAAUCUUUCCGAAUCACGAGAAGAUGUGAUAGUCGACCUUAAAAAAGAGAUAAAAGAAAGUACUAAAGUUGAAGCAAGUCAGUCUGCUAGCUUUGUUGAAUCUGAAAGGUUGGGACCAAGACCAUCUGUCAUUGCUGUUGGGAGAAUCUCGGGGGCUUUGGAUAAAAAGAGAAAGAAAACACAUAAGGUGCAAAAACAUACAUCCAGUGAAUCAUCAAAACAAUCAGAACCAGUAACUUUUGUCAUCAACCUUGAUAAAUCAACUAGAAAGACAUCUAGAUCCUUGAAAAAAUCAACCAAAGAAUUAACAAUUCCAGUUGCAUCAAAGACUUAUCCCAAAGCUAGCAAGACAGACAAAAUAAAAAAAUCCCAUGAAACUGAGAAAUGCGAAAUUCUUGAACUAAGCAAUCUAACAGGGGGAGCAAAUCAAAAUGUCUCAGAAUCACCUGGUGUGGAAGAGCCCUCCGAUGUGACAUGGUCAUAUGAGAAAAGCGUGAGUGACUUAUGCCAAGCUAUUCCUAAACAUGACCCUAGGCUGUUUAGUCAAGACGAAGAUGGUGACACGUACUUGCACAUCGCCAUAGCACAGGGUGACAAAAAUCUUGUCUCUUACUUUAUAAGAGAGAUGCAUCACGUGACCUUGAACAUCUACAACAAGCUUAGACAAACCCCUCUUCAUCUCGCAGCCAUCACGAAACAAGCGAGCCUGGUGCAAGCAUUGCUGGAAGCGGGUGCAGAUCCGAACCUCACUGAUCGUAACUGCCAGACUGCGUUACACUUGGCAUGCCAGGAGAAUGAUGUAGAGACCCUACGGGCCAUAGGUCACGCAUUCUCGAGCUGCUCCCAGGAGCCAGAUGUGAGAGCUAUGAACUCGCAAGGCAUGACUCCGUUACACUUGGCGACUCUAAAGGGCAAUCGCGAGCUGAUUACGGAGCUACUGCGCAUGGGCGCAGAUUUAAACGUGGAGGAUGGCAAUAGCGGCAGAAGCCCGCUGCAUCAUGCGGUAGAGUCAGGCCGUUAUCACGUGAUCGAGUUCCUCUUGUCACGUGGCGCCCUCGUGAACCAGCGCACGUUUUCUGGUAACACUGCCAUGCACACCGCCGCCGGUCGACAGAUGGAUGAAGUCGUGUCUCUACUCGCGAGUUACGGCGCCGAUGUAAACAUCCAGAACAGAGAGGGGGACAUCCCUCGCGUGGCUUAUGCAGGAAGUGAUAGGGAAAGAAAGCAGAUCGCGUUUUCUCGCAGCUUACCGAAGCAACCAAAGCGGCAAAAGGUUCCCGACACGUGAGUCUGUGAGUAUUGUGGGAAAAACUCCCAAAUGGAAUCCCCAUAAAUUGACCGUUUUCCAGGUAACGGGGGUCCUGUGGAGCGUGAAAGCGAGGCUUUGUCUGGUUGGAGAGCUGCGCGACCGUCGACUUACGAUAAAGCUUGAGGUUAAACAGCUAGUUACAACAGACUGAAAUGUAGUUAAACUUAGUAAGAAAAAAUAUGCAAAUAUUUGCGAGAUGCUGCCGGAAAAAUCCUGGCUUUUGCGCGAAAAUCAUCUGAAAAACGCCCCAUUACUGCAAGUACAGAAGAAUCACAGCCGACGACCAAGCUCUUGGUAGCACGUUAAGCCAUGCAAAGGACAAAUAGUUUCGUUUUUCAGUUGUUUAUUUGAAUCAAUAUUGGUAAGAAUAGCGUAAAUAUACGAUUUUUUCUAAUGAUACACACCAACUUUUCUGCGUCCAAUAAAUAGAAAGUUUACUUUUACACAUAAUGCUAUUUACAUUGUGUUUUUGUUAAAAUUCCACCGUUUAAACAUUUUGUUUAAUGUACAAAUAGAUACUCAUUGUCUAAGCUACCAUAUAGUGUAACUUAUGUGAUAAAUUGCGUAAAAAUAUGUUAUGAAUUAAUAAAAGUUUAUUAUCAUG